AUGGAAGUUCUCUUUCCUCUCUCUCUUUACAUCACAACACUGGUCCGACCUGCCUCGUCCAUGGCAGAGCAUGGAACUCGUCGAACCACCACAGACCAUCUCGAGGAAGCCAUAGCCGCCCUCACCGAACAUUCCGAUUUGGCUAAUAAGUUCGAAGCCAUCUGUGAACGCCUCUCCCACAUGACCUCUUCUGCUCCGCCACCCCCUUCCGCGCCGCGACCACCGGUUAAACUUGAUGUCCCGCGGUUCGACGGCCAUGAUCCACUUGGCUGGAUCUUCAAAAUCUCACAGUUUUUUUAUUACUAUGGUACUCCGGAAGAGGAUCGUAUCAUGGUAGCUUCUUUUUACCUCGACGGCGUAGCAUUAAGCUGGUUUCAGUGGAUGUUCCGGAAUGGAUUCAUCACUUCAUGGCCAGCUCUUCUCCAGGCCAUUGAAUCUCGUUUUGCUCCAUCAAUCUACGACGACCCCCGCGGCGCCUUAUUCAAGCUUACGCAGCGAGGCACCGUCACAGAGUACCUAACGGAAUUUGAGAAGCUUUCAAACUGCAUCACAGGCCUAUCCCCAUCAGUCCUUCUUAGCUGCUUCAUCUUCGGUCUCAGCCCGGAGAUACGCCGAGAAGUGCAGGCCUUUCAACCUGCUACCCUCCCCAAAGCCACGGCUCUCGCUCGAUUACAAGAAGAUAAGAUCAAUGAUCAACGAAAGCACAUACGUACCCCCUUUGCUCACCCAUCAUCAACCACUACGCCCUCUAACCCUCACUUAUCCCAACCACCACGCCCUAAAGCCCCAUUUGUCCAGCGAACCCAAGAAGACAUGGCCUAUAGACGAGAGAAGGGGCUCUGUUAUAAUUGUGAUGAAAAAUGGAGCUCCUCCCAUCGUUGUAAGGUAAGAUUCCUCUUCUUCAUUGCCAACUCCGGCGAGUCUUCAUCACUGGAAUCCAGCCCUUUAGAACCUUCGUCUCCAUCAAAAUGUGACUAUGAUCAAACAACGCUCGAAGCUACCCAGUCCUUUGACCCCACUUCUCUGCAACCCCAUAUCAGCCUCCACGCCAUGGCCGGUGUACCCGCCACAGACACCUUUAGAUUGUAUGGCCUCAUCAAUAACACUCGAGUCACAAUUCUAGUGGACAGCGGUAGCACUCUUAACUUCGUUCAACCUCGAGUUGCAAAGUUCCUCAAUCUUCCUCUACUUGAUACACUGCCUCUUAGGGUCAUGGUAGGCAAUGGCUCGGUGUUAGAUUGUCAGCAGAUGAUACCGGACGCCAUGAUACUCAUCCAAGACCACAACUUCAUGGUCACAUUGCGCAUCUUACCGUUAAGCGGAGCUGACGUCAUUUUGGGGGUAGAAUGGCUGAGAACUUUGGGCCCGGUUAUUACUGAUUACACCGAUUUUACUAUGAAGUUCACCCUAUUUGGACGGCUCAUUCAUCUUCGUGCGGAUGUGCAAGUCGACACCAACCCAGUUUCAGCCCAUCAGGUAAAGCGCCUCAUCACUACUAAUUCCACUUCGGGCCUUUUCCAUUUAUCAUUGCAGCCCACUCCCUUGUCCGAAUUGCUAAACACCACACCACACCCCGUCCCUGCCAUUAACGAGCUUCUGCUCAAAUACCAGUCCAUAUUCGAACAACCCACAAGCCUUCCCCCACCUCGCCCACAUGAUCACCAGAUAAACCUCAUCCCCUCAGCUCAUCCCAUUAACGUAAGACCUUAUAGGUACCCCUACUUUCAAAACACCGAAAUAGAAAAACAAGUCUCAGCGCUUCUCGAUUCUGGUUUAAUACAACCCAGCAGAAGCCCAUUUUCUUCCCCAGUGCUACUGGUAAAGAAGAAAGAUGGGACGUGGCGUAUGUGUGUAGAUUAUAGGGCUUUAAACUCCAUCACGGUUCGUGAUAGAUUUCCAUUACCAACCAUAUAA
Molecule: messenger RNA, 1914 nt
Organism: Glycine soja
Lineage: Eukaryota; Viridiplantae; Streptophyta; Magnoliopsida; Fabales; Fabaceae
Exons: 1
Coding region: 1-1914 (637 amino acids)
Source: RefSeq, a predicted model, not a curated record